UCAGGAGUUUUUGAUCGGUGUGUAUGUCUACAGUCGUGAGUGGGGUAAGUGUCUCAACGUUAGACUCACGCCUACGAUGACCGCCCGGGAGCUCAUCGAGUACGUGGUCAAAAAGGCGAACAUCAAGGAUAACGCGGACCGGCUGUGUGUCUACGAGAUAGUGUACAACGAACAGCUGGAACGGCCCGUCCAUCACACUGACAUAGUGUUGGCGGUGACCCUAUCGUGGGUGAAAUGGUCGCAACAGUACUCGCGCGACAACUACCUGUGCGUCCGGACGAACACUCUACAACCAGUUGGCGGGUCAGCUGCGCGA
Medioppia subpectinata is the source of this 316-nucleotide messenger RNA. NCBI's taxonomy places the organism in Eukaryota, Metazoa, Arthropoda, Arachnida, Sarcoptiformes, Oppiidae. The record is from the annotation of a GenBank genome assembly.